This is a messenger RNA of Paramecium octaurelia, 403 nucleotides long. NCBI's taxonomy places the organism in Eukaryota, Ciliophora, Oligohymenophorea, Peniculida, Parameciidae. The record is from the annotation of a GenBank genome assembly.
AUGCACUCUAACAAAAAUCAUGAAAAGAAAAGGCUGUAUUCUUAACUGUUCAAAGAAAUAAAUAUCUCUAAAUUAUAAAAUAUUGAUGAAAGAGAAUAAAAUUAAAUACAGAGAUAUAGACGAAACAUUGUAAAUUAAAAUUUUUAUCCUUACGAAUCUUAACUUUAUAUGGCUUCCUCAUUCUUUAGUCUCUUCUUCCUGAAGAAGAAACCAAUAAUUAAUUUAAAGUUAGUACUGCUAAUAAAUCUAUUAUUAUAGGUUAAUUGAAAAAAUUAAUCUAACCAACGAUUAUAUCCAAAUUUGCAUCUAAUUUAUAAAAAAGUCCUCAUUUGCAGGAUUUGAACUUAAGCAGGGAAACCCUAUGGGUUUUUAGUCAAUUACCAUAACUACUUGGCCAAGCUGA